AUGCGUCUCUCCGUGCUUGUGGGGCUCUUCAUCGGCUGCGCCCUGCUUCUCACACCUGUAACGGAGGGCUGUGGUCCGGGGAGGGGAUACGGAAAGAGACGUCCGCCAAAGAAGCUCACACCCCUCUCUUAUAAGCAGUUCAGCCCAAACGUUGCGGAGAAAACACUGGGCGCCAGUGGCAGACACGAAGGGAAAAUAACGAGAAAUUCAGAACGCUUCAAAGAGCUUAUACCCAACUAUAACCCUGAUAUCAUAUUUAAAGAUGAGGAGAAUACGGCUGCCGAUCGACUUAUGACCCAGGUGAGAAGCAGGCAUAGGGGUUUUAAAACGUCAUCUGAUUGCUUUUAUCUCACUUCGACAGCUGCGGCGAGGUGACCAGGUGGUCUCAUUGGACCUGCUGUUCAUCGUUCGUUUGAGAGCUUCUGUUUGCACUUUGUUAACAGUUUAAACCAUUAAACUUUAAACGUUAUUGAUUCUCAGCGCUUUCAUCUCAGUUUUGGUUCAAUGGAUUUAUUUUUGACAGUUGAAAAUUACAUGUCAAUUAUGCAAUAGGCACAUAGGCUUUAACUAGCCUACCCGCUAUACAUUUAGGUUAUAUUGAAACACUGUAACCUACUUUUAAAUGUUUUGAUGUGCUAACUUGUCUCCGGUUUGAGAGAUAAAUUAGGCUGGGCAUGCACGUAGACAUCACCCAAAAUAAAAGGGCGCGAGUUAAUGAGUUGAUAAAUGUUUAGCAGGUUGAAUUCUAUUGUUCAUAAAAUAUACAAAUCUUUUUUUUUAAAUAAUAUAAAUAACCCUCGAUACACAGGAAUAAUGUCCCAACAUUUUAAUGCCACAUUUCCAGGUAUUUUCUAUCUGUUUUGAGUGGAGAGUGAAAAUUACGCACGUGUCAUUACGCAUGGAUCAUGUUUGAAUAGCUUGCGAUUUAUUUGCUGAAAUCCCUCUGAUCUCUUCUAAAAGCAAGAUCACAAAGAAAUACAAAUGUCUGUACAUAUAUCUAUUUUAUUUUGCUGCAAAAAUAACAAAGCAAACAAUGUUUCCCUGACCGUUUUGAACGUGGUCAAUAUUUUGCCAAAGACAAAACAUGUCCAUACAUGCCUAUGGCAUCGGUUGUAGGCUAGGCUACUUCACUUUGACCACCAGUGACCAAUCUCUUAUUUUAUAUUUGUUUUGUGUCUCCUCUCUCUCUCUCUCUCUCUCCCAGCGUUGUAAAGACAAGCUGAACUCCCUGGCCAUCUCUGUGAUGAACAUGUGGCCUGGGGUGAAGCUGAGAGUGACAGAGGGUUGGGACGAGGACGGACACCACUCAGAGGACUCCCUCCAUUAUGAGGGACGGGCGGUGGACAUCACCACCUCAGACCGGGACAGGAACAAGUACUCCAUGCUGGCUCGCCUGGCCGUGGAGGCAGGCUUCGACUGGGUCUACUAUGAAUCCAAAGCACACGUGCACUGCAGUGUCAAGUCAGGUAAGGGGAUGGGACACAGAUACAGACAGAAAAAAAAAAAAAAAAACGUAUUAUCAACAUGUAUAAGAGCACCGCCUGUUGUACUGGCAACAUGCAGUACUGCUAGCCUCAACUGCAGUCUCAGAGAACACUGGUAAGCUUAGAGAUAGUUUCAGGAAGGUCUGUCAGGGAGAGACUACAGUGCUGCUGGCUGGUGGUCAGGUUAACCCCUGUUGAUUUGUUAAAGCAUCCCAUUUGUCCCUUGGCUCUGAGUGUGGUCAGUUGUUAUUAGGCCAACUCAGGUGAGGUGUUAGACGAGGGGUCAGGUGGGGUGAGGUGUUUAGACGAGGGGUCAGGUGGGGUGAGGUGUUGACGAGGGUUCCAGUGGGGUGAGGUGCGAGACGAGGGGUCAGGUGGGUAGGUGUUAGACGAACCCGAGGGGUCAGGUGGGGUGGGGUGUUAGACGAGGGGUCAGGUGGGGUGAGGUGUUAAGACGAGGGGUGGUGGGGUGGUUGUAGACGAGGGAGAAGGGGGUAAGGUGGGUGAGGUGAGGUGUUAGACGAGGGGUCAGGUGGGGUGAGGUGAGACGAGGGUCAGGUGGGGUGAGGUGCUAGACCGGGGGUCAGGUGGGGGUGAGGUGUUAGAGAGGGGUCAGGUGGGGUGAGGUGUAGACGAGGGGUCUAGGUGGGGUGAGGUGUAGAGAGGGUAGGUGGGUGUGAGACCGAGGGGUCAGGUGGGGUGGGGGUGAGGGUGGUGUAGACGAGGGGUCAGGUGGGGUGAGGUGCUAGACGAGGGGUCAGGUGGGGUGAGGUGUUAGACGAGGGGUCAGGUGGGGUGAGGUGUUAGACGAGGGGUCAGGUGGGGUGAGGUGUUAGACGAGGGGUCAGGUGGGGUGAGGUGUUAGACAAGGGGUCAGGUGGGUGAGGGCUAGAGGGGGGUCAGGUGGGGUGAGGGUGUUAGACGAGGGGUCAGGUGGGGUGAGGUGUUAGACAAGGGGUCAGGUGGGGUGAGGUGGAGAGAGGGGUCAGGUGGGGUGAGGUGUUAGAAGAGGGGGUCAGGUGGGGUGAGGUGGUAGACGAGGGGGUCAGGUGGGGUGAGGUGUUAGACGAGGGGUCAGGUGGGGUGAGGUGAGGGGUUAGACGAGGGGUCAGGUGGGGUGAGGUGCGAGACGAGGGGUCAGGUGGGGUGAGGUGUUAGACGAGGGGUCAGGUGGGGUGAGGUGUUAGACGAGGGGUCAGGUGGGGUGAGGGGUGCUUAGAUGAGGGGUCAGGUGGGGUGAGGUGUUAGACGAGGGGUCAGGUGGGGUGAGGUGUUAGACCUGAGGUGAGACAGCUCAUUACCGUCAGUCUGUCAAGACAAGAGUCUGCAGGGAGUCAAUUAGAGGAAGAACCUUCUGGGUUCUGGACUUGGGUAGCGCCUCACUGUAGUCUACAUUAUCUGGUGAUGGACUACACCCAAACAGGAUUUUCUCUGAGGUAGUGUGUGUUCUCUAAUGAUUUCCUGUCUAAAUGGCUGGAAGUGUAACACAGGGUCAGCAAGAGCCAAGCCCUGUUAAUAGUUGUCUGCAUGUACACAUGACUGCGUGGUGGUGGGACAGUUCAGAGUAGAGUUGACGCUUGAAGGAGAGAGGCCCCACUCUAAGAGCUGGUUAACUGAUUCACUUUCUCCUUUUGUUUCCCUGUAGGGUGGUUUUCUCUAGUCUCCCUUCUCAGAUCUGAUCUUAUCACCUGGCCUUGGUGCUUACCCUUCCCAAAUAUUGGUUUUUGGACCCACUGGGAGACUUGAGACUGCCAUUCCAGUGUCUCAGGCUGCGUUUAGACAGGCAGCCCAAUUCUGACCAGGGCCAGAAUGUAGGGAAUAGGUUGACAUCUUUACCUUCAUCUUUACCUUCAUUUUCACAUUAAUCUUUACCUCCAUCUUUACCUUCAUCUUUACAUUACAUUACAUUUUAGUCAUUUAGCAGACGCUCUUAUCCAGAGCAACUUACAGUUAGUGAGUGCAUACAUAUAUAUAUAUAUAUAUAUUUUUAUACUGGAAUCGAACCCACAACCCUGGUGUUGCAAACGCCAUGCUCUACCAACUGAGCUACAUCCCUGCCGGCCAUUCCCUCCCCUACCCUGGACGACGCUGGGCCAAUUGUGCGCCGCCCCAUGGGUCUAAAUUCAUUUUCAUCUUUACCUUCUAAAUUACCUUCAUCUUUACCUUAAUCUUCAUCUUUACCUUCAUCUUUACCUUCAUCUUAAUCUUCAUUUUCACAUUAAUAUUUACCUUCAUUUUCAUCUUUACAUUAAUAAUUACCUUAAUAUUUACCUUCAUCUUUAUCUUCAUCUUUACCUUCAUCUUUACCUUCAUCUUUACUUUCAUCUUUACCUUCAUCUUUAACUUCAUCUUUACAUUAAUAUUUACCUUCAUCUUCAUCUUUACAUUAAUAAUUACCUUAAUAUUUAACUUCAUCUUCAUCUUUACAUUAAUAAUUACCUUAAUAUUUACCUUCAUCUUUACAUUAAUAUUUACCUUCAUCUUUACAUUAAUAUUUACCUUCAUCUUUACUUUCAUCUUUAUCUUCAUCUUUACCUUCAUUUUCAUCUUUACCUUAAUUUUUACAUGAAUCUUUACCUUCAUCAUUACUUUCAUUUUUACCUUCAUCUUAACCUUCAUCUUUACCUUCAUCUUUAUCUUCAUCUUUACCCUAUUAUACAUUAUACUUCUCACACUGGGACUUCUGACCUCAACUCAUUUCAGUGGAAGUGGAGAUUGGAUCAUUGGGUUACUCAUUAGCUCGUAAUGCAUUUCUUCUGAAUCUUGAGCAAAGUUGAGUUGAAAAGGAGAGAUUGGUAGUUAGUGUGAAGAAUGGCAUUUGAAGUGUUUACCUGUGAACACACAGACUGCCAGUGUUUCAAUGGAAGGUUGUUUGUAAGGAUUAUGUGUUUAAAUAAAGUGUGUGUGUGUGUGUGUGUGUGUGUGUGUGGGUGGGUGUACACAUGCAUGUGUGCAGCUAUGCGUGCCUGCCUGCGUGUAUUGAUGUAUCAUAACAAGACAUCUGCAUUUUAACAGGCAGCCCAAUUCUGAUCUAUUUCCACUAAUUGUACGUUUGACAAAUCACAUCAGAUCUUUUCACAUCAGAUCGUUUUUAGAGCUGAUCUGAUUGUUCAAAAGACUAAUUAGUGAUCAGAAUUGGGCUGCCUGUUGAGUUACUGUGUCUGAAGCCUACAGGUCUUAACAAAGCCCUUCAAUAAGAAGAGCCUAUCUCUCCAGACUCUCUCGCUCCGUCGGCGAAAAAAACAAAGGAAAGCCGAGAAAGAAGACGUGAAACCCCACAAGAGCCUCGCACCUCGCUUCUCUCCCCCUUUCCCCUCUCUCUCUCUCCACCCUCCACCCGCAGCUCCUUGCGGCCCGCGCUCUGCUAUGGUCUCUCUCGGCCAACCCUCCCCCCUCUACUCCGUUCCCACUCUCUCUCUUUUCUCUCGUCUCCAACCCUCCCCCAUCACCUCCUUUCCCCUCUCUCAGAGCACCAGUAUCAGCUAACGGACCGGGGGUUGUUUUCCCGGGUCGUUUUCCUGGUGACUCUGGAGGACGGGAAGGCAGCAGGGCAGUGCAGGACCUCCAGCCAGGCGACCGGGUCCUGGCCUCCUCAGGGGUUUGACGGCAGCGGGAACGGAGGACACCUCGUGUACAGUGAGUUCUUCACAUUCCUGGACCACGAGCCUGCAGCGAGGAAACAGUUCUACGUGUUGGGAACAGAGACGGGAGCAAACCUGACCCUCACCGCGGCUCAUCUUGUGUUCGUGACCGAGGGUAACUGUUCGGUGGGCGAUUCGGCCAAGGGUGCUGUCAUGCGGACUAUGUACGCCAGCGACGUACGGCCAGGACAGUGUGUGCUGACUGCAGGGGGAAACCAGGGACCACAGGGAAACCUCUCCCCAGUCAUCUGGGUCCACAUCCAGGUGGACACCGGGGCCUUCGCACCCCUGACACGCCACGGCUCACUGGUGGUGGAUGGCGUCCUAGCUUCGUGUUACGCUGCUAUGGACCAGCACCACCUAGCCCACUGGGCCUUUGGUCCCCUUCGCCUGCUGUACAGCUGGUCCAGCUGGACCGGGACUGGUGCCUCUCUGGGAGAUGGACUACACUGGUACUCACAAGUCCUGCAUUGGAUAGGAACGUUCCUACUGGACCCUGGACACUUCCACCCCUGGGGGAUGGUCACGCAUGACUCAGAGAGAUAA
This is a messenger RNA of Coregonus sp. 'balchen', 5671 nucleotides long. The record is from the annotation of a GenBank genome assembly. NCBI's taxonomy places the organism in Eukaryota, Metazoa, Chordata, Actinopteri, Salmoniformes, Salmonidae.